This is a messenger RNA of Fusarium verticillioides 7600, 1582 nucleotides long. RefSeq lists its product as hypothetical. Lineage: Eukaryota; Fungi; Ascomycota; Sordariomycetes; Hypocreales; Nectriaceae. The record is from RefSeq and is a predicted model, not a curated record. The coding region runs from base 357 to 1412 and encodes 351 amino acids. The transcript is spliced from 2 exons.
CGCCAACCCGUUUACCCUUUUCUACUUACUCUCUACACGUGCGUGCGUGCGUGCGUGUAUGUAAUGUACACCUGACAUAGUCUCCUAGUGUGCAAUCCUGACACUCUCAUCUUUCAGUGCCAAGUCAACGACACCGGGGGUUAUUCGUAACCACGUUUCAAGUCUAUUUAACUGGUCGACGUCGGACGCGUCUCCCCUUUUUUUUCUUUCUUCACCGUUGAGCUUUUCCUCACUCCAAGCAAGGCAUCGCCAGAAACCCUCGUUCAAAAACAGUGGAUAUCCCCUUGAGAUAUUGACAGCCAGACUAUAUAACGUUUUCAUACCACCUCCCUAUUUCAGCCACCUCUCUCAUCUCCAUGUCCGCGUCUCCACCCAGCGGCUCGUCCAAGCGACGGGUGCGCACAGAGGCUCAGAUGAGCCAGAAGCGGCUGGCGGAUCGCGUCAAGCACAGGGAGAACAGGCAGGAGCACAAGCAGCGCAUGGAGCGCAUGGAAGCAGACAUUGCGCAGAUCAGAAAGAACCUCGACACCGUUUCCGCGCAGCUCCGGACGCUCCCGCAGCUGAGCGCUGAUCUGGUGGCUCUGCAGCAGAGAUCUUCGCAGAAACCCCCUGGCGAGGCUUAUGAGAUGGACACGAGCGUUGAGACCCCGGACUUCCCCGCAGGCCGAAGAGCUGCUGCGCCGACGGCGGGUGGCGGUGGUGCUCCAUGUGCGGCGGCAGACCAUCACGACAUCCCGCCUGCCGAGGUCCCGGAGGUAAUGUCGAGUUUAUUCCCCACCCCUUCGCACGUCGAUUGCCGAUGCGGAGUGCAGCAUCACUCGCAGGCCGAUUGUCUCGAGUAUCGGAGUUUCGCGAUUCUCUACGAGACCCAUGCUGCUUUUCCCAAGGAUCCGCUCCACGCUAGGUCCCUACCGAGGAACCCUGAGCUGCCCAACAUGACGCUUCACUCUUACGGGGAUAAUGCAGUCACAUGUUUUCUGACCUCGUUCCUCAAGGGUUUUGAGAUGGCUAGCGUGGAGACUUUGUUUGGCGUGUAUUUCUUUGCCUAUCGUCUCAUGAGAUGGCGCUUACAUCCUGAUCCUAUGACUCUCAAGGAUGUACCGCCGUGGCUGCUUCCUACCGAGGUUCAGAAUACAUAUCCUCAUCCUGUGAGCAUCGAUUACAUCCCUUGGCCCGACCUGCGAGACUUUCUCUGUACGAAUCCACGUAUCAAGUCAAGGCAUUCCGUCAAGAUUUACCUCGAGUCUCUUCAACUGAAGUGGCCGCCAGGAUGUCCCUUGAUGGCUGUUGAAGGUGGUCAGGUUUGCGUAAGCCCCGAGUUUGAGGCCAUUGCAUGUGAUCUCAAUAAUUGGGAGCUAGGGCCACCCUGGUUGGAGGCUUUUCCUCGUUUGGUUUCACUUGUGCAUCCUUGAGUCUUGCCCAUGUUUGGUCUGUAUGUUGGGAAGAUGAGAGCAUUUAAGAGAGGUGAUUGUUGUUUUGUCAUAGAUACCAUAAUCUACUCCGUACGUGGAAAUGAAGCAUAAUUCCCGAAGUUGUUCCACGCCUCAAGAACAAGAAAAACAGAGGACCUCUAGGAUUUGAC